Messenger RNA from Rhea pennata, 3291 nucleotides. RefSeq names its product phospholipid phosphatase 6 (gene PLPP6). The record is from RefSeq and is a predicted model, not a curated record. The transcript is spliced from 2 exons. Bases 1 to 771 code for a protein of 256 amino acids. Lineage: Eukaryota; Metazoa; Chordata; Aves; Rheiformes; Rheidae. Gene Ontology annotation, molecular function: sphingosine-1-phosphate phosphatase activity.
AUGCCGAGCCCGCGGAGCAGCCGGGAGCGGCGCGGCGGCGGCCGCCUGGAGUUCCUGUCGCUGGUGAGCCCGCGCGGCGGCGGCGGCGGCGCCCCGGAGAGCCCGAGCCGGCGGCGGGAGGCGGGCGGCGCGGCGGCGGCGCUGCCCGAGGAGGACUGCAUGAGGCUGAACCCCUCCUUCGUGGGCAUCGCCCUCCGCUCCCUGCUCGCCGUCGACCUCUGGGCCUCCAAGCGCCUGGGCGUGUGCGCGGCGGAGGGCUCGGCCUGGGGCAGCGCCCGGCCCCUCAUGAAGGUCGUCGAGGUGUCCGGGCACGGCAUCCCCUGGCUGCUGGGCACCGUCUACGGGCUCUGCCAGAGCGACAGCUCAGCCACCCGCGAGGUGCUGCUCAACCUGCUCUUCGCGUUGCUGCUGGAUUUGGUGCUGGUGGCAGUGGUGAAAGGGCUCGUGAAGCGGCGGCGGCCUACCCACAACAAGAUGGACAUGUUCGUCACCAUCUCGGUGGACAAGUACUCCUUCCCAUCGGGCCACGCCACCAGAGCUGCCUUGGUCUGCCGUUUCGUUCUGCAUCACCUGGUGCUCGCUGUCCCACUGCGGGUCCUCGUGGUGCUCUGGGCUCUCAUCGUUGGCAUUUCGAGGGUCAUGCUGGGCAGGCACAAUGUGACAGACGUGCUCUUCGGCUUGCUCUUGGGCUACAUGCUGUACAGCGUAGUGGAGUACUGCUGGCUGUCGCCGCUCAGCGCGCCCGCUCUGUUUGCGCUCUGGAGUCGCUGACGGCUGAGCCUCCUCAAGGAGGAAGUGCACGCUCUGUUCUCUCUGCCACGCACGGAGUGGAUAUUGGGGCUCAUUGAACCAGUAUCCUAGAUUUUAUGUAAACAGCCAAAACUAUAACACUAACGGUGCUCCAAGGGCUGUACUUGGACAUUUGGUGCUGUUCUGCUCUCCCAGUGAGCUGUCAGGCAGAGUGCACCAGCCACAUGGCUGUGCUGACUGUUCUCCAGGGAAAAAAACAGCCCUUGCAGAGUCUGGGGAGGAGCUGACACAUUUGUCUGGCAGCUCAGUGCUGAUACUGUGAAUCAGCAUGCCCUUGCUGGGCAUCAGCUGCGUUAACCCUUGCAGUGUAAGUGGCAGCUGUGGCUUUGCAGGGAUUUCUCAGUGACUGCUCACAUGUCUGUGUGCUGUAAAUAUGCUGAGCUGUGGUGAGCAUGCCCUGUGCAGCCUGUUCCGUAAUGUCUGACUGGAGGGGACUCGCUGCGGUCUGUCCUCUUGGGCUUGUAAAAAUCUUUGCCUUGCAGCUCACGUGUCCUUCCUGUUGCUCUUCCGUUAAGCCUUUCGCCAAGGCCAAAUCUCAGCCUAGAAGGAUGCAGGCAUCUGGCUCCCAGUGUCGUGAGGAAAGAGUGUGGUGACAAAGGGUUUGGUCCAGCCACCUCGGAGGCAGUGAGUGGGUGGCUGGAGAAGCGGCUCCCAGCAGCAACCUGCUCAUAGAACCAUUGUGCAGAACUUUCCAGCUCCUGUUUCCUCCAUGGAAUUUUCUGUCUCUCAGGGGGUGGUUAAAAAAAUAGGGGGGGGGGGGUUCACAGCAAUUUGCAUUUGUUAGCAUGUGCUAUGCGUGCCACUGACAGUGGCAUGCAGCAUAGCUGCUUCCCUGUAGCUCUUGCAACUGUGGCUGUUGGUCCGCCUUUGCGCAGCCUGCUAGUCUGCCCCAGGAGUCGGGCCUUACCUGCACCUCCCAACGAGAGGGGUCCCUGGCUGCACCACCAGCAGCUGUAGCUCCCUGUGCUCCGAGGGUAUUGACUCUGCAUUUUUACUGUGACUGUUUGUCCUGUAAGCCUUUUUUUUUCUUCUUCUUUUUUUCUUAAAUAAAGCAGAGAAUGCCUCACCCACUCCUGAGGCCUAAGGGCAGCUGCUGUCUAUCUGAAAGCCUCUGCUUUUGCCUUGGGGAACUGACUUCCUGGGGAGAGGCAGGACACAGGGACCCUCAGCUUGCCUGGGACAGCCUUACAGUACUGAGGGUAAUGCUUGGACUGAGCAGGACCACACCUGAGGGAAACACUACUCCUCACUGCAGCCGAGCCCUCCAUCUGGGAGAAAGCCUCAGCCUCUCACUGCUGCUGCUGGGAGGGCUCGUGUGUCUAAUUCCCAGGACCGUCCUCAGGCACAGUGGGGCUAUGCUGGCCCUGCAAUGUGGGGUACAUCAGCCCUUCCCCACCAUCCACCUCCUCAAGAUGCCUGUUCAGCUUCAGCUGAUGGGAAACAGGGCUUUAGCAAAACACCCCUUGCUUUACUGGAAUAAGACAUUGCCUGGGAGCAGUAAGGGCUGGAGCCCAAACCCACAGUACCUAAGCAAAGUGAGCAGAGCAGGAGAUUGAAGCCAGGUCCAUCCAAAAGUCCAUCUAGUGAAAAGACAGGUCCAAAAUGAAGCUCAGGAGGCAAUCAGAGGUCGGGGUCAGGAUUGUGUCCAGUUCCAGUGACUGCCAAGGAGGCCCAUGGUGACAAAGCAGGGCUGAGGUCAAGCUGGGAAGUCAAUCUGCAAGUUGUGGCACAGAUUAGCAGGGCAAGGACAUGGCUGGAAUGGAGCUUUAGACCAGCACUAUAACAGCACUGAAGGCCCCAGGAGGAGCUGAAAUAAACUCCUGGGCCCAUGAAGAGAGAGGGUGGGUGGAGGCCCCAGGUGAGGCUCUUCAGGGCCAUUAAGGCCUAUUAGUGCACUCAGUGCCCCGGCAAAUGUGGGGUGAUGAGGAUCUCAGGAGGCUACGUGUUUGCAUUACGGUUUGGGGCUUACACAGCAGCAAUCAAAUUCUCUGGGUUGCACCACGCAGCACACGUCCAGCUGGGCCCAUGUGAGACAGCACCCUGGCACCCUGGGCAGCCCUUCCUCUCCCCAGGAGAGGCGAGUAGUGGCUGUGGGUUCACAGGGUGUCUGCAUGCCAGGCAGCAGCACUCUCGGAUGUCGUCAGGGUUUGGGGCAAUCAGGGCUUGUCGAGCCAUGCCAAAACAUCUAAGCUUUCUUCUCCCUAAGCACAACACGCUCUUUGUCCAAGUGUUUUUUACGGCCAUUGGGCUCUUCCUCUCCUGCCGCUGCCCCACACGGUCGUGUGCUGCUGCUGCGCCGCCUGCGCCGCCCGCGCCGCCCCUCGCCUUCUUGGCUCUCCUCCUCCAUAUCUCCGCCAGCAAGACCUUUGCAUCUCCUGGUGUGCAGGAGAAGCAGAAGGUGUGUUUGUAUAUGCUUUCCAAUGUGUAUCAGCACGGUGUUCUGGAGCCUCAGGACUUGAUUAAAAUAGGGAACCUUUCCAA